AUGCCCGGACCCACCGCUGUGUCCCCUUCGGGCCCCGCCGCCCUGACAGCCGGAACCCGCGGGGCUCGGCCAGACUCCCCCGGCUCUGGGACCCCCGAGCCCCGGCUCGCCGUGGGCCUCGCUCGCUGCAGCGCCCGCAGAGAGCGGCAGCGCUUCGUGGACAAGAACGGGCGCUGCAAUGUGCAGCACGGGAACCUGGGCGGCGAGAGCAGCCGCUACCUCUCCGACUUCUUCACCACGCUGGUGGACCUCAAGUGGCGCUGGAACCUGCUCAUCUUCCUGCUGACCUACACGGUGGCCUGGCUGGUGAUGGCCUCCAUGUGGUGGGGCAUCGCCUACCUGCGCGGUGACCUGCACCAGGCGCACGGUGACACCUACAGCCCGUGUGUGGCCAACGUGUACAACUUCCCUUCCGCCUUCCUCUUCUUCGUAGAGACCGAGGCCACCAUCGGCUACGGGCACCGCUACAUUACGGAGCGCUGUCCCGAGGGCAUCGUGCUGUUCCUCUUCCAGUCGCUGCUGGGCUCCGUGGUCGAUGCGUUCCUCAUCGGCUGCAUGUUCAUCAAGAUGUCGCAGCCCAAGAAGCGAGCUGAGACCCUCAUGUUCAGCCGUGCCGCCGUCAUCUCGCAGCGGGAUGCCAAGCUCUGCCUCAUGUUUCGUGUGGGCAACCUCCGCAACAGCCACAUGGUGUCCGCCCAGAUCCGCUGCAAGCUGAUCAAGUCCAGACAGACACCAGAGGGAGAAUUUCUGCCACUAGACCAGUGUGAACUGGAUGUUGGAUUUGGAACUGGGGCUGAUCAGCUGUUUUUAGUUUCCCCUUUAACCAUCUGUCAUGAAAUUAACUCAGAGAGCCCCUUUUUCUGUCUCUCACAAAGAUCACUGAGGAGUGAGCAAUUUGAAAUAGUUGUCAUCCUGGAAGGAAUCGUUGAGACUACCGGAAUGACGUGCCAAGCCAGGACCUCGUACACAGAAGAUGAAGUCCUUUGGGGUCACAGGUUCCUCCCAGUAAUGUCUCUGGAAGAUGGCUUUUUCCGUGUCGAUUAUUCUCAGUUUCACGCCACGUUCGAAGUCCCCACUCCUCCUUACAGUGUUAAAGAGCAAGAAGAAAACCUGUCCCAGUCAAUUCUCUUGAACAGCCCUUUUGAAAAGAAAACCAGAAGAGAACAGGCUUGUCCGCUCGACUGUGCUGAUAUUACAGGAGAGAAGAACAAGCUCCCUGCUAAACUUCAGAAGAUCAGCUCGAGGAAGGAAGGCCUUCCACCAAGAGCCCUGAGAAUGAGUUCCAGUAACACAGAGAAGACUUCCAGUACUGGAGAUCUCUUGAAAAUUCAAGAAAUAAGUCCCAUCUCUGAUGGUGAAGACAGUGAUAACAGGAUGCAGCUUAAAGCCUUAAAAAUAAAUGCCAAGGCUCUGACUCAGUCUAACAGCGAGCUCGAGUUACAAAAGGAUUUUCCAGGUAUGGGUGCUCUGGAGGUGAAAUUGGAAGAUAAUUUUCCUGCCAAACUUUGAAAAAUGAACCCUGAUCACUUCUUUUAAGAGCUGAAGAAACAGGAGUUGAUGAUAAAUGCAUUGGAGACUGCUGCCCUGAAAGAGUUGUUCCACAGUAAAGUCACAACUUGGCUUUGCUUCUUUCAGGAAGAAUGAUCCUUUCUGUAUAAUUGUUCUGUACAGAUCCAAUUUAGGUAGCAUAACAGGACUUUGAGGGGCAGGAAGGUUACCCCUCAUGCCAAAGAGAUUCCUACCCUGAUGAUGUUUAUCAGCAUGCUCAUUGCAAAUCUCCGCUGUCUUCCAUAUGUGCAGCUUAUUUUUCACAAAGCAAGGAUCAGAUGCUUAUCACAGAGUGAAAUGUUCAGAGAUGAAACCUAGAAGGGUGUAACAGCAGCUGAAAGCUGGUUUUGUGCAGCUCAGAUCCCAGACUGCUCCUGAUGUACAGAACACAAGAGGAAAAUGUGACACUGCUCAGUCCUAGUCCAGUUCUCAGUGACCCCGUUGGAAAGAGACCUUCCUGGUGCAUCCUUCUUUCCCAGUGACUGUGGCACACUCCCUCUGUGCUCCCAACAUCUCAUCCAUGAUCAUUCAGGUACAGGAUGCAGUGUGCAAUAACCAUUUGGGUCAUUUGACCCACAUGAGCUCUUGUAAACAUGAGGAUCAUUUAUCCUGUCCAAAAUUAGACCUCAGCAUUUGAUUUGGUGGAUCACAUGCUGAAUUUUAAUGACCA
Messenger RNA from Cyanistes caeruleus (blue tit), 2218 nucleotides. The record is from RefSeq and is a predicted model, not a curated record. NCBI's taxonomy places the organism in Eukaryota, Metazoa, Chordata, Aves, Passeriformes, Paridae.